CGCAUGCUCCAAUUUCCGGGAAAGUGGGAAUAUGAUUAGUAGGCGAAAAAACAAAUAACAACAAAGAAACACAAAGGCUAGUAAAGACUUCUUUAACCACGGAAUUCGCUGGCGAUUAAUUAUUCGCGAUUUCCGUUCGUUUUAGAAGGCUACACUUCAACUUUCAAACCGUGGUUGUCUUCUCAUCAUGCCCUGGUCAGCAACGCAGCAACGAAGGCUCGGUUUCGAGAAAGAAUUACUGGAGAAGUACUUCCGUAAUAGGGUUUCUUGGAUCAAUCCAACUGGGGACACAAGGGUUGAAGUCAGAGUAACUUGCACCAACGACAAACAGUACACACUCAGAGUGUAUCUUCCUUCAGACUACCCGAAUUCUUGUCCACAGAUGGUUGUGAGUUCUCCCUCGUCUUGUUUACGAAGGAAAAAUGGAUCGUUGCUGAGUGGUAUGAGCGGAGCAGAUCAUGUAUUGGGAAGCCGAGAUGGUUGUACUCAGAUCUGCCAUUACAAUUCAGCUUUGUGGCGUGAUGACAACACACUAUACCAGGUUAUCAUGAAAGGAUUGAUUUGGCUGGAAGCUUACGAAGCACAUCUUCGUACAGGAGAGUCACUGAGUAGAUACUUGCAAGAAAUGUAAACAUUGAUCAGGACUGAAUUGUUGAGUACUCACAGAAGCAAACAUAGAGAUUGUAAACUUUCGUCGUCUUCAGAUACCUAGGAUACUAUGAAAGUUCGAUAUUAGACAAAAAUAAGGCCGUAUGCUGUCGAGGAUAAGAACUCGAUCAUAUCAGCGAGAGUCAGACAACGCACCCAGUUUAUAGUGAUAGUGCUCUACAUGUAUUUCUUGCUACAGUGCCAUUUGAAUAGAGUCAAAGUGCAAUGUAAAUUCAUUGCUUACGGGUCGCCUCAGCUGUUCUCACUGUUAAGAGGUUGUAGCUUCGACAUCUGGCGAUGAAAAUGUAGUGUAUUAGCAAUUACAGUAUUCGAAUGAAUGGU
Molecule: messenger RNA, 990 nt
Organism: Orbicella faveolata
Lineage: Eukaryota; Metazoa; Cnidaria; Anthozoa; Scleractinia; Merulinidae
Source: RefSeq, a predicted model, not a curated record